Molecule: messenger RNA, 1235 nt
Organism: Wyeomyia smithii (pitcher-plant mosquito)
Lineage: Eukaryota; Metazoa; Arthropoda; Insecta; Diptera; Culicidae
Product: hatching enzyme 1.2
Exons: 3
Coding region: 120-1235 (371 amino acids)
Biological process (GO): proteolysis
Molecular function (GO): metalloendopeptidase activity; zinc ion binding
Source: RefSeq, a predicted model, not a curated record
ACAAGUAAUCAGUUCUCACCUGCCGCUGGUGCUCGAUAUACGUCAGGUUUCCAAGUUCCGUAAAGUACGAAGUGAAACCAAACAAACGGUGUGUUUGUGUGUUUUAAUCAAGUGAAGUGAUGGCAAGUCGAUUGGCGUUGGCACUGGUGCUUCUAUCGGCCACGUGGCUUACGAUAGCGGUUGAAUCCAGCCCGGUGAUCCUGAGGGACGAAAACGGUCUGGAAGGGGGUGAUGAGGAUGAAAUUGAUAUCUCUCAUCUUGGGCUGAACAUCUACGGAGAACCGGAUGAGUCGGUAGGCGAACGUGUCGCACAGUACAAUCCGGAAACGGACCUUGUAAACCCGGAGGAACUUGGAACAUACGUGGACGGGGAUAUACUGAUUGCACGGCCCGGCGGUCGAAACGGGCUGGCGGAUAAAAGUACUCGUUGGCCGGGAGGGGUGGUGCCUUUUGUGAUUAAUGGAAAUUUUAAGGCUAACGAAAUGCAAAUGAUCGAGGACGCAUUCAACCAGUACCACUCGAAGACCUGCAUCAAGUUUAAGCCACGCAUGGGCGAAAAGGAUUACAUCUCGAUCGAGAGCUCCAAUAGCGGAUGUUGGUCCAGCGUUGGACGAAUCGGAGGACGCCAAGAGGUAAAUCUGCAGAUGCCCGGCUGUACAACCAAAGUUGGCACGAUCGUUCACGAACUGAUGCACGCGGUGGGUUUCCUGCAUGAACAAAACCGUUCCGAACGCGACGAUUGGGUACAGAUUCAGACGCAAAACAUCCAACGUGGCACGGAGACGAAUUUCGUUAAGGCUAAGAGUGGCACGACCGACGCAUUCGGAGUGCAGUAUGAUUAUGGCAGUGUGAUGCAUUAUUCGGCAACAGCGUUCUCUUCCAACGGAAAACCAACGAUCAUUGCUAAGUAUCCUUUGAGCGGCACAAAAAUGGGUCAGCGGGAGGGAUUUUCACGCAGCGAUGUUGAAAAGGUCAACCGAAUGUAUCGCUGUGGAGGUGACUCUAGCGGUUCAGGCCCACCGGUUAGCUUGCCAUUCCCAGUUCCGUCUGCUCCGAUUGGCCUGAACAACGGAUACUGCCCUCUCAAUCCGUACCCAUACCCAUAUCCUUCACACGGCGUACUUCCGCAGACGUAUCCGAUUCCCGGUGGCUAUCCCCAAGGUCCUUAUGGUUAUUAUCCGUACGAUGAAACGUCAAAUGCGAAGAAUGUAGAACAAUCCUCGAAUAAAGAUUAG